Molecule: messenger RNA, 786 nt
Organism: Drepanopeziza brunnea f. sp. 'multigermtubi' MB_m1
Lineage: Eukaryota; Fungi; Ascomycota; Leotiomycetes; Helotiales; Drepanopezizaceae
Source: RefSeq, a predicted model, not a curated record
AUGCCUUUUAAGCAAGUAACUCAAUCUAAUAAAAUCGUUAAGCGCGGCCGAAGCCGUUUAAAAAAUCCCUUUUCUACUUUAGCUAUUGCUGCUGCUGCAAUUGCAACGGUUGCGGCGGUUAUACUACGCACUUUUACCUUUAAAGAUUCGCCUUUUCUUUUAGACCUUUUUAUUAAGCGCUUGCUUAUACUAACGACCGUUAAAGCUUUAAAAUGCAUCAAGUGCAUCAAUAGUGAGAUUACAUCGGAGUCUAAUAAAGACUGCUAUAAUUGCGAUACGAGCGUUAUACGCUGUCUCCGGUAUGCUAAAAGUAGCUAUAGCAAUUGCACCGCUGCUUUUACCGCUGCUAAUACCGCUUUCGAUAACUUCCUCGCUUUAAAUACUGCUUUUUUAAGAGAUACUAUUAAUAGUGCGAGCGGUCUAGCGAAUAGAAAUAAAAGUUUUAAAAGUAGUCUCGAUAGCUUUGCAAGUUUUGCUUUUGCUUUUAAGACUUUCAAUUUGAAUAUAGCCUUUAUUAGAUUGAAUAGUCUUAUAGCAACGAACCGUAGUCCGAUGACUCGGAGCGCUUCGAGCAUAUCACCCUUUCCAGCCCUUGCGCUUGCGCUUGCCGCUUUUAUUGCUCUCGUCGCUCUCGCAGCUCUCGUCGCAUUUAUUAUCGUCGCUUUUCUUGCGCUAGUUGUUACGCUUGCCGCUCUCGCGGCAGCGCUCGCCGUUGCUAUAACGCUUGCGGAGCGCCGAGCUAAAGUGAAGAGAUUGCUAAGAGCUUUAGUUGAUCUUUUGUUAUAA